AUGCAGCUGCCUGUGCGGCGAGGUAGGCGAGUACUCGAAAUUGGUUGCGGAACCGGCGGCAGAGCUCGCGAACUCGCACACUUUUCUGACGUCGAUGUCGUCGGAGUUGACGCGGACGCGUCGAACAUCGAGCUCGCUCGCAUUUGCACAGAGAAUGCUCAGCUGAGCCACUGUGUAAGCUUUAUUCAAGCCUCAAUGGAAACCCUCUGUGCCGUCUUCGAAGACAAUUCCUUUGAUGCAGUGUUCUCCGUGGAGUCGAUCACAAGUAGUGGGCACUUUGAUGCCGCCUGCAGCCAAGUAAGACGAAUCCUGAAACCCGGAGGCAAGUUUGCUUUCUAUCGUUGGUGCAUGUCCGACGCAUGGGACGCAGGACGCAUGGAUCAUCGCCAAGUAUGGCAGCAGCUGGGCCAAGCCAUCCUCUCUCAUGGCCAGCCACUUCAAGUCCAAUCAAUAGAUAACACGACCGCGGCUCUGGGUCUCGCUGGCUUCUCUCUAUGCCACUCCGAGGACUUGGCCAAGCGCGUCGAUGAUGUUCCCUGGUAUCACACUCUCGAAGAACUGGAGCACGGCCGCCCUAUCGAGGCUGUAUCGUGGGCAUGGUGGAACGAAGGCCCAAACGCUGAACCAGCCGAGCAUGCUCAGGACCGAAAUCGGUCCCUGUAUUUCGCCGUCCGCACCAUUCUGAAGGCGGGAAGACUGGGCCUAUUGACGCCCAUGGCGCUGUUCGUUGUGCAAAAGAACUCUGAUGCCCAGACGCUGAGCCGCGCUGCCGUGUCUAGUGGGUGUGAGUAG
Molecule: messenger RNA, 792 nt
Organism: Sparassis crispa
Lineage: Eukaryota; Fungi; Basidiomycota; Agaricomycetes; Polyporales; Sparassidaceae
Exons: 6
Coding region: 1-792 (263 amino acids)
Biological process (GO): ergosterol biosynthetic process
Cellular component (GO): endoplasmic reticulum
Molecular function (GO): sterol 24-C-methyltransferase activity
Source: RefSeq, a predicted model, not a curated record